CACCAUUCCACGAUCGUCGUGUUUUUAGGGUUCUUGAUACUAUAGCUUUAGAUCGAUCUUUCUUUGCCCUGAUUCUUCCAGCAUUGCCCGUUAUCGAUCGUUUUGCUGUCGAUCCGGGCGUGUGCAGUGAUAUUCUGGCGCCUGGCGCGUGCAUCUGUGAGAGAUUUCGCAGGUGUGAGCGGAAAUUUCCAGAAAUUUCGUGCCGGCGGAGUGAUGUCGAGGAGGAAUGCAUCGAUUUGCGCGUGCCUGGGCGCGGUUCUGGUAGCUGCAUUGCUCGAAUCGGCGCUGGCGUUCGAUUACUCGGAUGCGCUGGGCAAGACGUUCUUGUAUUACGAGGCGCAGCGAUCCGGGAGGCUGCCGCCGAGCCAGCGGGCGUCUUGGCGGGGGGAUUCGGCGCUCGACGACGGCAAAUCCCAGGGCGUUGAUCUAGUCGGCGGCUACUACGACGCCGGCGACAAUGUCAAGUUUGGCCUCCCAAUGGCCUUCACGAUCACAAUGCUGUCUUGGAGCGCCAUCGAGUAUGGCAAGCAGAUCGAUGGCGCCGGGCAGAUGGGAUUCGCGAAAGAAGCCAUCAAAUGGGGCACCGAUUACUUCCUCAAAGCUCACACUGCGCCAUUCGAGCUGUGGGGCCAGGUGGGCGAUGGCCUGAACGACCAUGGUUGCUGGCAGCGGCCAGAAGACAUGACCACUUCGCGCCGUGCUUACAAGAUCGACACCAGCAACCCUGGAUCCGAUCUUGCGGGCGAAACGGCCGCAGCAAUGGCCGCGGCAUCUAUCGCGUUGCGUAGCUCUGACCCGGCUUACUCAGAUCUGCUCGUAGAACAUUCCAAACAGCUGUUUGAAUUCGCGGACAAGUAUCGCGGGAAGUACGACAGCAGCAUCCGCCUCGCGCAAAAUUUUUACACUUCCAAGAGUGGCUAUGCGGAUGAACUUCUGUGGGCGUCCCUGUGGCUUUACGAAGCGACUGGGGAUGAACAGUAUCUCGAUUACGCUGUCGAUAACGGCGGAGCGUUGGGGGGCACAAUCUGGGGGCUUAUGGAGUUCUCCUGGGACGUGAAGUAUCCAGGAGUUCAAGUUCUUGCAUCGAAGAUUCUCAUGCAAGGACGAGCUUCUCCACGACACAUUCCAACGCUGGAGCUGUUUCAAUCCAAGGCACAAUUCUUCCUUUGUGCUGCUCUUCAGAAAAAUAACGGCUUUCACCUGCCAAGAACGCCUGGCGGAUUGAUGUACGUGAGAUCUUGGAACAACAUGCAGUACGUUGUAACUGCAUCUUUCUUGUUAACUGUGUACUCUGACUACCUCGCGUCGUCACCCCAGCAACUGCAAUGCCCCAGGCAGAGCUCCGACUCCAGUGAGCUUCUAGCACUCGCAAAGUCCCAGGUGGACUACAUCCUGGGAGACAAUCCAAGAGCAACGAGCUACCUCAUCGGUUUCGGUCAGAACUAUCCCCGCCAGGUCCACCACCGGGCAUCGUCCAUCGUGUCCAUCAAAGUCGACAAUGCCUUUGUCAGCUGCCGGGGCGGCUACAGCAGCUGGUAUCUGCGCAAGAUGAGCGACCCAAACGUCCUCAUUGGCGCGCUCGUUGGCGGCCCCGACCUGUACGAUAACUUCGCCGACGAGAGAUACAACUUCGAGCAGACCGAGCCCGCGACGUAUAACACUGGGCCGCUUAUCGGCAUCCUGGCCAGAUUGCUACAAGACCACCGCUACCAGCAAUCCAAACUCCCAGAGCUCAAGGCCUCAAAGACGUCGUUGGUGGGAGCAGUAAGAACGGCUUUAAAGACGAUACCACGUGGCGUGAAAUCAGUGCUGUCCAUCCGGCAAAGGCUGGUGGGCUCGUGGACUUUGGAAGGCCAGGUCCAGUACAAGUACGAGGUGACAGUGAAGAACACAUCGAGGAGGCGGACAGUAAAAGCCAUCGUUCUCCAAAUCAAUCGGCUUCAAGAGGGCCAGUAUUGGGGAUUGACGCGUACAUCCAGUAGCAGCAGCAGCACUAGCAGGAGCACUAGCAGCACUAGCAGCAGCAGCAGCAGCGACGCGGGCGAGGGAUCAUUCACCUUCCCUCACUGGCGGAGCUCCUUGAAUCCGCUCGAGAGCUUCGUUUUCGUGUACAUAAAUGCGGCGAGCGGUGAGCGGGCCAAGAUCAGAGUCGCCAGUUACCGCACCACCGCACCUGGAAGCAGCGUGUAAAUUUUUGGGGAGCCACACACACUCGAGCUUUCUUCUUCUUCAAAGGGAGGAUGUAAGUUACCUAUCUCUCCUUCUCUCUCUUUCUUUCUUUAUUUCUUGCUUUGUUGGUGAGUGUAGUGUAGAGGUCUAGUGUAAAAAUUUGGGAGCCUGGAGAGAGUGAGAGCGUAAGGUAUCGUUUGAGCCUGUAGGAUUUGCACAGGAGAUCCUCGGUUUGGAUGGAUACCAUGCCACCUCUCUGUGUAGUGGAGGAUUCUUUUAAUUUAUUGCAAGUUUUGUGUUGUCUGCC
Selaginella moellendorffii is the source of this 2476-nucleotide messenger RNA. Its product is annotated as endoglucanase 11. The record is from RefSeq and is a predicted model, not a curated record. NCBI's taxonomy places the organism in Eukaryota, Viridiplantae, Streptophyta, Lycopodiopsida, Selaginellales, Selaginellaceae. Gene Ontology annotation, biological process: carbohydrate metabolic process. The transcript is spliced from 10 exons. Bases 214 to 2190 code for a protein of 658 amino acids. Gene Ontology annotation, molecular function: carbohydrate binding; hydrolase activity, hydrolyzing O-glycosyl compounds.